This is a messenger RNA of Arctia plantaginis, 699 nucleotides long. Lineage: Eukaryota; Metazoa; Arthropoda; Insecta; Lepidoptera; Erebidae. The record is from the annotation of a GenBank genome assembly.
AUGGCAGCUACUCAGUGCAACAAGACGCGUACUGAUAAUGUAAUACUUCAUGUAUUCCCCAAACCUGAUACAGAAUCUGAGAGUUUUGAUUUCUGGUUAGAAGCUAUUGAUGGGGAAUUUUCAGAUUUAACCAGAAGUUUUAUAUUUAAAAAUCGUAGAAUUUGUCACCUCCACUUUGAAAAGCAAUAUUUUACCCGAAGCAAGAGAUUGGCUUCGAAUGCUAUUCCGACAUUAAAUUUACCAGGUUCUUCGAGAAAUUCCCACUUAGUAUCUAGAAACUUACAAAUUACUCGGCUAUCAGAAAACAAAGAUGUUGGUGAUCCAGAGAUUGAAUUUCUUCUUGGAGAUGACGUUGAUACUGGUAUGAAGACGGCAAAUGCAAAUACACAUAUCAAUACAAGCCAAAAAGAAAACUGUACUCUAUUUGAAACAGAUAAAUCAUCAAAUAGAAAUAUAUACAAUAAAAAAUAUACACUGCCUUACCAGCAAGAUAAAGAGUUAAGGAAAGAAAAUAAAAGUAUAUUCUGGAAGAUGAAACUGGUGUACAUUUUACACAACACGCAGUUCUGUGAUAUCUGUUUGGAUGGUGACGUCGAAAUGAACGCACUCACCGAUGUGUUUGAGAUCACUGAUGAUGAAAGGACUUAUAGGAGAUCUCUACGAAAUAUUGUGGACAAGGUUUUUAAAAAGGUGAAUUGA